Molecule: messenger RNA, 808 nt
Organism: Micropterus salmoides (largemouth bass)
Lineage: Eukaryota; Metazoa; Chordata; Actinopteri; Centrarchiformes; Centrarchidae
Gene: smim20
Product: small integral membrane protein 20
Exons: 3
Coding region: 109-318 (69 amino acids)
Biological process (GO): mitochondrial respiratory chain complex IV assembly
Cellular component (GO): mitochondrial inner membrane
Source: RefSeq, a predicted model, not a curated record
AAUGCGCGGUUUUUAGCGACCUUUACACCGGAAACAUUACGUUAUCACGUUAUUGUAAACGCAGUGUACUUUUGGAGGUGAGAGUGGUGCAUCCGAUGCAACAUUAAAAUGUCAAAAAACAGUAAAAUAGUGUUGGUUUUCGGAGGUUUCGUAACGGCUGUCGCAGCUGCGUUUUACCCCAUAUUUUUCUACCCGCUCACCCAUAAAGAUGAGUACAGAGAAGUCCAAAAGGUGAACCGGGCAGGAGUCAACCAGGCAGACGUUCAACCCGUAGGUGUGAAGAUAUGGUCUGAUCCAUUCAAGCCUGCAGGAAAAUGAUGUCCAGUGGCGCUUUACAUAUUCCACACUCUGCUGCUGCUUAAGACUUUGAACAGAGAACACCUUUUUGAUGAGUGCUUGGUGUGCAUGUGAGUGAAUGAAUGCUGUCCAAAAUGCGUGUUUUGGUUAUGAUGUGAUAAAUUAAACCAUAUUAAUAAAGUUUAAAGCUCUUAUUCCUAAAUCAUGCCUCUUUAAAUGACCUGUUAAUGUAAGUAUAAGUGUGAGACAAGAAAUAUAUGGUUAACUUUCUACCACAGUUCACUAAUCUUUCAUAUUUCCAAAAAUAUUAGAUGAUGUGCUGUUAGUUUUCUUUUGUCCACAAGGCGGCGCUCCAUCCCUAUCUGUUGAUACAGAAGGCACUGGACUGUGUGAUGUUUUGUUUGUGCAUCUUAGAUAUUUUGGAAAAACUCUAGUAUUUCCAAAAGCCUUGCUCUGGUAUGCAGCCUGUAGGAAAUUAUAAUAAAAUACAGUGGUUUGUUUGCCCAUCCUA